AUGGAGGAAGAGUGCGAGGAGAGCACGAGCCUCCCCGUGCGGUACCGUCCCGAGUCACCCGCUGCCCUGGCGUGCGCCUCCCGGGUUCACUGCGAGUUUCUCGACACGCUGUCACGGGUUGCACGUGGUUCUGUUCAAGAGAAACUCUACAGGGUCUUCGCGCUAUACAAUGUCGACGGUGAUGGGCGGAUCUCCAGGUCAGAGAUGCUGGCUGUAGUGCAAGCAGUAUAUGAACUACUUGGGUGGGCGGCGGCGCCCCCCGUACUUCCGGCAUCUGCUAAGGAUCACGUAGAUAAAGUCUUUGACCUGAUGGACACGAACGGCAACGGCGUGGUGAGUCCGGAUGAGCUGGCACGCUGGCACGAGCCGGCGCUGCUGCAGUCGCUACAGACGCUGGACACGGUGUUGUGA
Molecule: messenger RNA, 411 nt
Organism: Parnassius apollo (apollo)
Lineage: Eukaryota; Metazoa; Arthropoda; Insecta; Lepidoptera; Papilionidae
Source: the annotation of a GenBank genome assembly